Messenger RNA from Acanthosepion pharaonis, 1722 nucleotides. Lineage: Eukaryota; Metazoa; Mollusca; Cephalopoda; Sepiida; Sepiidae. The record is from the annotation of a GenBank genome assembly.
AUGAAAGAAGCUGCUGAUGAAGCAUCUCGGACAACUGCAGCUCAGUAUGAAAGUGUAUGGCAAAGGAUGAUGAAAGUAAAUGAGAAAUCCGAACAAGAGCUUCAAGAUCUGAGGAAACAGUUAACUCAGGAGAGGGAAGGUUUCUUGGCAUCUGUGGCAAAAUCCUUGAAACGGGUCAGUGGUGGGGUGACAAGUACCAAUGCCACGAUGGAACCCGAGAGCCUGGAAGACAGCAUGCGAAAGGCUCAGGAAGAUGCUGAGAUCUUGAAAUCAGUGGUUCUUCCCCUGGAGGAAGAGAUAAAAUCUCUGAAGAACCAGGUGCAAGAAUCAGAUGAAAAAGUUAAAGAUCUGGAAAAACAGUUGGCUGAGGUUUCUGUUGAUGAAGCCAUGGCAAAAGUGUGUGAAGCCAAGAAAUCUCCCUCUCUACCAGAAUUCGAUGAAAAUACCGAACCGGAAGAAAAGAUCCAACAGCUGAUGAAGUAUUUAAAAGUUGAAAAAUCAUCACGCACAGACCUUGAGAUGUUUGUGGCUGUCCUCAACACCCAGAAGUCAGUGCUGCAAACAGAAAAUGAGACCCUAAAGUCCGAGUUGCAUGAAGUUUGUCGAAUGUUGGAAGAUGAGAAGCGUGUCCACAAUGACCUGAAACGUACAUGGCAAAUGGCUAAUGACCAAUUCUUGGAGUCUCAGCGUUUGAUGAUGAUGGAUAUGCGACGGAUGGAGAGUGUAUUGACUACUGAACAGCAAAGGCAAAUAGCAGAACUUCAGCAAAAAGAUCUUGAACGUGACGCUCAGGAACGAAGAGUGAAGGAAUUGGAAGAGAUGAGAGAAAAACAACAAAGGGAACAAGAAAAGAGAAGAAAAGAGAUACUUCAAAGGCAACAAGCCAGUCCUGUCAAAAGUCCACUAACCAAAGUGGCCAGCAGUGACCACCAGGCUCAGCAGCAACGCACAACGCCCUCGGUGUCCAGUAGUCUCAUCGAUCUUACUGUGGAGGACAACAUUAAUGCCAGUGUGAAAAAGUCUUUCUCCAGCUCCGAUGUUUCUGAUAUACAUGGUCAAGACUUCUUGGAUUCCAACUUGUUAGGAACGCCAAUGAGCGAGUCAAUGUCAAAUACCAUCCGGAUCAGCCCUGAGAAAACCAUUACACUGCCGUCUCUCACAGAGGCUCAACUGCGUGCAAUCACUGACCCAACUCCUGAGGCAGAAGCUCACAAUUCCUUGCUGGCCAGUGUAAAAGCAAAAACAGAUGCAAUUUCUUUGGAAGGGCGUAGGGUUGUCAGUGAAAAGGAAUGGGAACUUUUGCAGCAAGAGGUCAAAAGUCUGGAAAAACAAAUGGGUUUUUACUGCACAAUAAACACUGUUUUUACGGCAUUUUUCUUUCUUUUCUUCCUCUCUCUCUCCCCACCUCUCUCUCUCUCUCCCCACCUCUCUCUCUCUCCCCACCUCUCUCUCUCCCACCUCUCUCUCUCUCCCCCACCUCUCUCUCUCUCCCCCCUCCUCUCUCUCUCCACUCUCUCUCUCCCACCUCUCUCUCUCCCCCUCUCUCUCUCCCCCCUCUCUCUCCCACCUCUCUCUCUCCCCACUCUCUCUCCCCCACCUCUCUCUCUCCCCACCUCUCUCUCUCCCCACUCUCUCUCCCCACCUCUCUCCUCUCUCCACCUCUCUCUCCCCUCCCCCAAACCUCUCUCUCUCCCACAUCUCCCCCCUUCUUGUAGCAAUUGA